This is a messenger RNA of Cladophialophora immunda, 3316 nucleotides long. RefSeq lists its product as uncharacterized. Gene Ontology annotation, biological process: signal transduction. NCBI's taxonomy places the organism in Eukaryota, Fungi, Ascomycota, Eurotiomycetes, Chaetothyriales, Herpotrichiellaceae. The record is from RefSeq and is a predicted model, not a curated record. The transcript has a single exon. The coding region runs from base 1 to 3240 and encodes 1079 amino acids.
AUGCCCGGCAUGUCUCGUGUGCAGCUUGAGCUUGUCCAGUCCUUUCCGACAUCUGGUGCACGAGCUGUAUCCCACUUUCAAAUUGGCGACAAAGACUUUCUGGCCAUUCCUCAGCUUGCUGAGGACAUUCCAAACGGACCGACUGGUAUGAACGAAGGCAACAGUGAUGUUGAUCUCAUCAUCUGGAGAGCGAAUGAGGUCGGGCAUUUUGAGGAAUGGCAACGGCUUCCCGUUUCAGGAGGUGAAGACGCCGAGUUCUUUACCAUUCAAGACCGACACUUUCUCGCUACUGCGUCCAUCCGGGCGGGAAAGGGCCCCUACAACUAUAACGUGACAUCUAUAAUAUUUGAGUUCGUCGAGGGAAAGUUCGUCGAGUUCCAGAAGAUUCCGACUUUUGGGGCGAAACAGUGGCGCUACUUCUCGAUCAAUGGUCGUCACUUUCUAGCGCUGGCACAAGGAGUCAAAGUCCCUGGGCUAUCAUCAGAAGUCCCAGGAGAUUCAACCGUGUUUGAAUGGGACGGCACCUCUUUCAGCUCUUUGCAGACCGUUCCAUCUGCAUGGGGUUACAACUUCCUGCAUUUUGAAUUGUUCGGAUUUCAUUAUCUUGCAUACGCAGACUACAGAGAACCGUCGAUUUUGAUGAGGUGGGAUGGUGACAAGUUCAUCCAGUUCCAGACGUUUGCACCAAAGGGUGGCCGAGCAUUCUGUUUCUUCCGAUUCGAGCAAGAUGCAUACCUUGCACUGGCAGAUAUCGAGGACAACAGCAUUCUCUAUAAAUGGACUGGCCGUGACUUUCAAGAACAUCAGACGCUUACUGGGACUGGUGGGCGUGAAUUCGCAUUGAUUCAAGAUGGCGGCGAGACAUACGUGGUGCUUGUGAGGUUCAUCCAGGGCUCCCCCAAAGCUCCGACCACUCAACUCGAAUCGAUCAUAUAUCACAUGGAAAAUGGGUUUCUCAAGCAAGAGUAUUCUUUUUGGACCCACGGCGCGACCGACGCGGCAGCCUUCUCCCGAGCAGGUGAGACAUGUCUGUUUGUGUGCGAAAGCCUGACGGAGGACGUCCAUUUCCGAGUCGAUAGCAAUCUCUAUCGCUUCAAAUCAGGGCAACAGAGUAAAACUCUCAGUGAGGUCCAGGGGGCCGGGAAGCAGUCACCUGAAUUUGUGGAUCUGUAUACGGCAUACACCGCUUCAGCAGACGGAAUAGGGCCUAAGCUUACCAUGUUGGUUUCUCAUUCGACCGCUGUUGAUCCUAUGCUUGUCGCUACCAGUAGCGAGAUGAUUUUCUAUCCCGGCGGUAGCCGCGAACCUUCAUAUAUCAACUACCGUUUCAACAACCGAGGAUUCAAAGAACUUGCGGCCAUCUCGCACCUUGGACCAGCUCUUGCUUCGCUCGUAAAGAUGGCCACACUGGACACACAGAUGUGGAGAACUGAGACCGAAAAGCUAUUGUCGAGGAUUGCCGAGGUUCAGAGAGUCAAUUCUGUCUCCUUGUGGCGCGAUGAGCUGAAAGUAGCGGCCUUCGCUGGCCGUGAAGAAGUCAUUGCGAACAUGAUUGACUAUGCGUGCUCUCUGACUGCCAAAUUCUUGGAGGCCGUGCUUGAGGAUCCGCAACGACUCAAUCCUAAUUUCCUGAGCGAGGAGUAUCUGGAGCCGACAGGCACAGUUCUGGGUGCAACCAUCCCGAUGAACGCCAUCAUGAUUGCGACUUUCUUCUUGGUAGGAUUAGAUAUUUCCUAUCGAAUGCGGAUCUGGUUGCAAGAUCAGCAAAUCGAUUGGCAAAGAGCAAUGGUGCUCAUUGUUGGGAAGCAGGGAAGGGAGACUGCCGGAGUUACAUUGUCCACGAAUUCGGUUGCGCAAGGGAUCAUACAAUGCUCCAAUCUUGACCUUCCGAUCAAUCGAAUUUACAUUGCACCUCAUGGACCUGAUAUCGCGCCCGGGGGGUCGGAAUCCGGCAAACUGAAGCAGCAUGAAGAGUCAUUCAGGUCUUUGUGGAACAGAAUUUAUGCUACGGUUGAACUUGGAGAGAUUAUGUUCGCCGGGUAUCCGCGAUACACGCCGCAGCUAAGUAACCGGCCAACAGUCACCGAAACCACGACAGAAAUAUCUGAGAUGCCGCAAAUACACGGUCCAGAUGACUGGCUCACCAUGACGACACGAAUGCGGAUCGUUUUGGAAGAUCCACGACAGCUGCUGUCGGGAUGCGUGACCGACUACGCAGCGGAGCAACUUCGACAAUAUGGAAAUGAUCCCCAAAAGGUAACCGUUCCAGGCCUGGACUCCUAUGACUACGCCUCAGCUUCAGUUGCUUUGACUCACCCAGGAACUGGUAAAAGUCUUUCGGCACACACCACUAGAAGUCCUCGCAAACGAGGAGAUCUAUUCGGGACACCUUGGCAACGAUUUACUCACUUCCUCGCUCCGCCUCAAAAGUGCCCUGUGGUGGGUGGCGAAAUCGCGUUCUAUGAAGCAGGCACAGGUCCUCACACGAACAUAUGGCUUCACGGGUUGCCGCUCGAUAGCCGCAGCUGGGCAGCCCAGAGAUCCUUUUUCGAGUCCAAAUAUCGCAACGUCUACGUGGAUCUCAGAGGUUACGGCAAUUCCAGCAAAUUCCCUGCCAACGCCCAAGAUGUAACCCAAAUGAAUUGUGAAGAUUUGCAAUUUCUCUUGGACCACCUGCAUUUGGGACCGGUCAACUUGAUUGGGUUCGCCUCAGCUGGCCACAUAGCUCUCCGGUUCGCCAGCCAACACCCUGAGCGUCUAAACAAGCUGGUUGUCCUCAAUGGGAGUCCAUGUUUUCGGAAGCGAGAAGACUGGCCAUUCGGCUUUGAAGAAGAGACGCUGCGAAAAUUCACCGCGGCAGCAACACAAGGUGGGAUUGAAGCUCUGACCGCCAUGGUCCUUGAUCCUGCCUUGGUCUUCAAGGACGUAGAUGCGACCAACGCCGCACUGCUGAAAGAGUGUUUCGCGGAUAUGAGCUACAACGCGGGCUUGGACACUGUUCUGAAAUUCUUCACCGACAUCUCUUUCGACGAUGAUCGAGAGCUGAUGGGCCAGAUCUCCACGCCAACGCUCUUGAUCACGGGCUCCGUGGGUGAAGAAGUUCCCAACGGAACCGGAGCUUUCUUGCGACGGACCAUCCCGAAUGCCUCGUUGGUUGAAAUCCCCGGGGCGGACCACUUCCUCUUUGCGACGAAACCAGACAUCGUCAAUCCAAUCAUCGAUGGUUUCUUGGGUACUUGAAGAGACGAGAAAAGAGAGAGGUGAAGAGACCUGUGCUUUCUCGAGAAGGGGUAGGAGCAGAAAAUAGAGCUUUGCU